UCAGGAGGUCCCGCCUGCCAUGCCUGCCUGCCUGGAGCUGCCUCGGCGCAGCUCCGCCCCGUCUGUGGCGUUUGUUUGGGUCUAUAAGAAGCCCGCGGUGCUGCGUAACGGCGUCGGGGGGAAAGAUGGAGGGCUACUGGUGUUUUCUGGCGCUGCUGGCGUUGGCGCUGCUGCUGGGCUUCUGCUCCGUCGUCUUCGCCCUCGUCUGGGUUCUGCACUACCGCGAGGGGCUCGCCUGGGACGGGGGGAACGCCGAGUUCAACUGGCACCCGGUGCUCCUCAUCACGGGCUUCGUCUUCGUGCAAGGGAUCGCAAUCAUUGUGUACCGGUUACCGUGGACCUGGAAAUGCAGCAAAUUCCUGAUGAAAUUAAUCCAUGCUGGGUUAAAUACCAUCGCUCUGGUGCUUGCAGUUAUUGCUCUGGUGGCUGUUUGGGAUUUCCACAAUGCCAAGAGUAUUCCCAACAUGUACAGUCUGCACAGCUGGAUCGGACUGACUGCUGUCAUUUGUUAUGCUCUGCAGCUUGUUCUAGGUGUUGCUGUCUUCCUGCUUCCCUUUGCUCCCGGUUCUCUUCGGGCAACCCUGAUGCCAGUUCAUGCUUAUUUUGGCCUUCUAAUCUUUGGAACGGUGAUUGCGACAGCCCUCAUGGGAUUCACAGAAAAACUUAUUUUUGCUUUAUCGAGCCCUGGAUAUCAAUAUAAAGAUUCUCCCCCAGAGGCCAUCUUUGUCAACGUUCUUGGUGUUCUGAUCUUGGUCUUUGGUGCUGUUGUUUUGUGGAUGGCAACAAGGCCCCACUGGAAGCGCCCGCAGGAGCCGGAUUUGAAAAUCUCCCACCGAAACGGAGGAACGCUUGACAAAGAGGGAUCGACUAUGACGGACUGCAGCAACGCGGAGAAGUCUGACGUGGAGUUCAACAGCGAGGCAGCCAGGAAACGCAAUCUGAAACUGGACGAAGCUGGUCAGAGGUCAACCAUGUGAAGGUUUUGGAUGCUACAGCCGUACAUCUCUCAAUACCAAAAGGGCUAUUUUUCUCCCUCGCCUCUUUAGCUGUGCAACAACACAAUAUACAUUGCUUGCUUAUUGCUACGGGGACAUUCAUUGAUGACGAGGCGGCAAGGACUUUGAUUCUAGAAGAACUCGUGUUUAUUGGUCAGUUGUUCUGAAUGUAACUUUUCAUCGACAUGGGGCUGGAAUGAAGCGUGUCAGUUUUCUGCUGGUACAAGGCCUGUUGUCUUGAGCUGCUGGCAAAUCUCUUUGAGGAGCAGCUUGCCAGUGUGGUGUUCCAUUCCUUCCCAUAUUUCGGGGGUGAGCAGAUCCUAAAACCAUCGCCACGACAAUGUUAUCACUAAAACAAAUAAAACGUUAGGGUGUUUGUAACGGAAGGGUCUCCAGAAAAAUGGCAUAUAAACCAAUUAGGAGAAGGAUAGCACAGGUAUUGAAAGAGAGGAAAGGUUUGGGGGGGCAGACAUUGCAUAAAGAUUUGCCAAAAUGAUUACAAUCUUCCUAUGAGUGUUGCUCAUAUCGGGCCUCAUAGUCUCAGAAGUGCAAUCAGAGUUCUGUUUGUGCCAUUCUAGGUUAUCUUACACAAAUGGCAUGGCAACAUCUAACUCCUCCAUCCCUUGAUUUCACACAAGCUUUGGUGUUUAGGUUUUUUAUUUUUACAUUGCACACUUCAUCUCACGUGAAACCACAUAAUUGGCACCCUAACAGUAUUGGAGGGCAUAGACCAUCAAGUACGGCUACCAAGAGUGUUUCUGCACAACAGUGUGAAAUUGAUAUAGGUUGCUCAGCCACCGUGUUUGGAUUAAAAUGGUCCCCUUGUUUCUGUGACUCCAGUGGGACAAAAAUCCAAUAUAAGUGGAAGGAUGUUUCCUUAAGAGGUUGGUGGAUUGCAUCCUAAAGCAGUCCUCUUCAAAAGACUUUGGAAUAUUGACCUCUUAAAGGCACUGGUAGAAAUGUUCAAUAACUGUAAGAAGAAUGAUGGCAUGCUUUGCACACUUUUCGCUAUAGGAAAACUUUAUGCAAAGGCAUUUUACCUUUAGUUUACAGCCUGCACUUUGUAACUUUACAAAAAAAACAAAGCCCUCGCCACGGUCACGUUAUUACAGUCGAUAUUCUAAUUCUCUAGAAUAAAUUCAUUUAGCACAGCGCACAGACGAGUAACUACUUUCCGUUUAUAUGCCAAAUAGCAAUCUGACGAGACGGGACCCUCAUUCAUCUAAACAAACCAUAAUGCUAUUUAUUUAAGGAGCUGGAUGCUAUUUAUAGUUGCAUCGUUUGUUAAAGGGUCUUCUUUAUAAGAGCUGCAGUUUCAAAGAGAUCUGGGGAGGGAAGGAGGUUACAAAGAAAAGGCCCUGGAAUUGAAAUUGGAACUUUUAUCGUGGACACAUUAGGGAAUGUUACAUAAUCUUGUAAAAUGUAAGGAAGCCAGCUUGACUCUAGGUAAUGCUAAGCAGUAUAUUCAGCAGUUAUUUUUUAGAUCUCGGGCUAGCUUCAAUUCUGAAAGCACUAUGCUGAGAUUUUCCCAAAAGAAGUAGUGAUUCUGGAAUGAUUUCUUAGGGCCUUGGGAUAUAACCGGAAAUCUAUGGAAGCUUGUUGACUGUUGUACAUAUAUGUUGUAAAUUGUCAGUACAGUCAUACCUCGGGUUAAA
This is a messenger RNA of Podarcis raffonei (Aeolian wall lizard), 2650 nucleotides long. RefSeq names its product plasma membrane ascorbate-dependent reductase CYBRD1. Bases 126 to 977 code for a protein of 283 amino acids. The record is from RefSeq and is a predicted model, not a curated record. Gene Ontology annotation, molecular function: oxidoreductase activity. The transcript is spliced from 4 exons. NCBI's taxonomy places the organism in Eukaryota, Metazoa, Chordata, Lepidosauria, Squamata, Lacertidae. Gene Ontology annotation, cellular component: lysosomal membrane.